UUUCUUUCUUUCAAUAAUUUUCUUCAAAAGCCAUAAUGGCAACAAUAUUAACACGAGAUGAUCAAUCCGACUACGAAAGCAGUUGCUCAUCCAUCACCGUCCCAGACUCGAGUCGGAGCUGGAUGAGCAACGUCAGCUUUGGGAGUCGCCGAAGCUCAGUCUCUGGCGACCCUUCACACAAACCACACAAAGCAAACCAAGCUGCGUGGGAAGCCAUGAAACGCUUGCGUGCGGAAAAAGGUGGUCAAGUUAGUUUAGACCAUUUCAAAAUCUUGAAACGGGUCGGGUCAGGAGACAUAGGGAAUGUGUAUCUAUGUCAAAUUCGUAACCCGGUUGUGGGCCUACCAAAUAGUUUGUAUGCAAUGAAAGUGGUGGAUAGAGAAGCCUUAGCUAUUAGAAAGAAGUUGCAACGGGCCGAAAUGGAGAAAGAAAUUUUAUCGGGUUUGGAUCACCCGUUUUUACCAACUCUUUAUGCUGAGUUUGAUGCUUCACAUUACUCAUGUUUGGUUAUGGAGUUUUGUCCCGGCGGUGACUUGCAUGCCGCCCGGCAACGGCGGCCCGGAAGGUGUUUUAGCAUUUCCUCUGCUAAGUUUUAUGCUGCUGAAACGUUGUUAGCGCUAGAGUAUCUUCACAUGAUGGGCAUAGUCUAUCGAGAUCUCAAGCCUGAAAAUGUUCUUGUUAGAGAAGAUGGUCACAUAAUGUUAUCGGAUUUUGAUCUUUCACUCAAAUGUGAUGUUGUUCCUAAACUUAUCCGCUCAAAACCCGAUUCAACUAGAACAGUUGAUUACGAUGAUGAGUGCCAUGAUCUAAAAUGCUCGACACCCUCUUGUGUCAUUCCUAUUCAACCGGUCCUCUAUUCGUGUUUUUCAUUGCGGAAAACCAAACACAACCCCGCCACCACCAUAAUCACGGAAAAUGUUGAGUGUCAAGAAUAUAGAACCGAGUUAGUUGCGGAACCCCUUAAUGCACGAUCAAAAUCAUUUGUCGGGACUCAUGAAUACCUGGCCCCAGAAGUAAUCUCGGGCCAGGGCCAUGGGGGUGCCGUCGAUUGGUGGACCCUAGGGGUUUUCCUGUAUGAACUAUUAUAUGGGAUCACACCAUUUAAGGGUGAGAACAAUGAGAAAACACUUAUCAACAUAUUGAAGAAGCCUUUAAGCUUUCCACGAAUUGGUGUAAGCACAAGUAAAGAGUAUGAAGAAAUGGUGAAGGUACAAGACUUAAUUGCAAGAUUGCUUGUGAAAAAUCCUAAAAAAAGAAUUGGAAGCUUGAAGGGUUCGGUGGAAAUAAAAAAACAUGAGUUCUUUAAGGGUGUUAAUUGGGCUUUGAUUAGGUCCGUUAGGCCCCCAGAGGUCCCAAAGGAGAUGAUGAAGAUUAGAAAUAGGGUAGUGGUACCCAAGCUAAUGACCAAGAAAGAAAGAGAUGCACCAUUUCAAAUCCCAAAUCAUCAUUUUGACUACUUUUAGAAGGGAUUUGUAUAUAGGAAACAACUAAUUCUAGGCUAGUGUCAUGCUUUUUUUUGUGUCAAAUUUUCAUAUUAAGAACUCUGUAUAAUUCUUUUAAACGUACAAAUUAUUAUAGCAAUGUUCUUUCGAA
Messenger RNA from Erigeron canadensis, 1593 nucleotides. RefSeq names its product protein kinase PINOID 2. Gene Ontology annotation, molecular function: ATP binding; protein serine/threonine kinase activity. Bases 36 to 1463 code for a protein of 475 amino acids. Gene Ontology annotation, biological process: protein phosphorylation. The record is from RefSeq and is a predicted model, not a curated record. Gene Ontology annotation, cellular component: nucleus; plasma membrane; cytoplasm. The transcript is spliced from 2 exons. Lineage: Eukaryota; Viridiplantae; Streptophyta; Magnoliopsida; Asterales; Asteraceae.